UGCGGUUGCCAGAUUCCUUGGUGGCCUUUCGCCCGAAAUGGAAGUAUUGUUCAUGCAGAAUUACGAGUGGUUUUGUUAUUGAUCCGUGGAUGUUCAGACGAUCCGUGCAUGUUACUAAGCGGGCAUACUUCAGUGGUUAUAUGUAGUGGGCUUGGAUCAUUGUGUUCAUAUGUUUGUAUUAUGGCGGUUGUGUUCAGGGAGUAAUAAACUCGGGGACGUUUAUAUUGUGGUUGUUGUUUUCGUUUAUGACACAUUUAUUGCAGACUAUAAUUUAACGACAAUGCCCGCAGUGUUAGUUUCCAUUGAAGUUGAAAACUUCAAGUCCUACAAAGGAAGUGUGUCUAUUGGUCCUUUGAAGUCUUUCACAGCAGUAAUCGGACCAAAUGGUUCCGGAAAAUCCAAUUUUAUGGAUGCUGUCAGUUUUGUUAUGGGUGAGAAGACAUCCAGUUUAAGAGUGAAGAGACUGAGUGAUCUCAUUCAUGGUGCAUCAAUUGGUCAGCCUGUAUCUCGAACUGCGUCAGUGACAGCAGUAUUUGAGUUGGGAGAUGGAACGUUGAAACGAUUUACUAGAAUAGUGCAAGGAUCAUCCUCUGAACACCGAAUUAAUGGAGAGGCAGUGACGAGUCAAGUGUAUCUUCAGGAUCUGGAAAAAUUGGGCAUUAAUGCGAAGGCCAAGAAUUUCUUGGUGUUUCAAGGAGCAGUAGAGUCAAUUGCCAUGAAGAAUCCAAAAGAAAGAACAGCUCUGUUUGAAGAGAUCAGUGGGUCAGGUGUUCUGAAAGAUGAAUAUGAGCGUCUUCGUUCUGAGAUGCUGAAAGCAGAAGAGGAGACGCAGUUCACUUAUCAGAAGAAGAAAGGCAUUGCUGCUGAGCGGAAGGAAGCCAAGCUAGAGAAGGAAGAAGCUGAGAAAUAUCAAAGGCUGAAGGAAGAUUUAUCAGAUAAGCAGGUGGAGCUGCAAUUGUUCAGACUGUAUCACAAUGAGAAGGAUAUAGAGCGCCAUGAGCAGGAUCUAGAAAAGAAGCAACAUGAACAGAAAAAGGUGGAGAAGCGGAAAGAAAAGGCAGAGGAACAACUGAAAGAAAAGAAGAAAGAAUGUGGUAAACUUAGUCGAGAGUUAGCCAAAGUGGAACAAGAUAUUAGGGAGCUGGAAGUGGAGAUAAAUAAAAAGCGUCCAGCAUUCAUCAAGUCCAAGGAAAGAGUGGCACAUAUCCAGAAGAAAUUAGAUUCAGCACGUAAGUCUCUGGCACAAGCAAAGAAGGCAGAUGCAGCCCAUGAACAGGAUAUUCGUGAACUUGAGGAUGAGCUUGCUGAAGUGGACAGGAAAAGGAAAGAAUAUGAAGAUAUGGUGGCUGGAGAGUCCCAGAGUCAGGGCAAAGAUGUGCAUCUGGAAGAUGCUCAGGUUGCAGAGUACCACCGGCUGAAGGAGGAGGCUGGAAAGCAGUCAGCUAUGUACCUUCAGCAGCUGGACUCGGUCAAUCGAGAACAGAAAUCUGAUCAAGAUCGCUUGGAUAAUGAGUUCAGGAAGAAAGCUGAGUUGGAGAACCGUCUGCGACAGAAAGGGCAUGAGAAAGAUGAAGCUAUGAAGCGUGUUGAGAAACUAGCUGAACACAUAAAGAGUAGCGAGGCAGCCUUGGAAGAGCAGCGACGCAUGCGUGAGGAGUUGCAAUCAGAUGUUGGAAUGUCAAAGGAGAGGGUACAGGAGUUGCAGCGGGAGCUAGAGAGUGUUGUGGAACAGUUGGGUGAUGCUAGGGUUGACAAACAUGAGGACUCACGCCGUAAGAAGAAACAAGAAAUUGUUGAGAACUUCAAACGAUUAUAUCCUGGCGUGUUUGACCGUAUGAUCAAUAUGUGCCAGCCCAUCCACAAACGAUACAAUGUUGCCAUCACCAAGGUGCUUGGAAAGUAUAUGGAAGCAAUUGUUGUUGACACUGAGAAAACAGCCCGUCAGUGCAUCCAGUAUCUCAAAGAACAAAUGUUGGAGCCUGAAACCUUUCUUCCUCUGGAUUACAUUCAGGCAAAGCCACUUAAAGAACGAUUACGGAACAUCAAAGAACCACGUAAUGUGAAGCUGCUCUUUGAUGUGCUUCACUACGAUCCUUUGGAUAUUAAGCGAGCUGUCUUAUUUGCUACAAAUAAUGCCCUUGUUUGUGAAACACCUGAGGAUGCCAUGAAAGUUGCAUAUGAAAUGGAUAAGAACAGAUAUGAUGCUGUGGCUCUUGAUGGUACAUUUUACCAGAAAUCUGGAAUUAUCUCUGGUGGCAGCUUGGAUCUGGCUCGCAAAGCAAAACGCUGGGAUGAAAAACACAUGUCCCAACUGAAAGCUACUAAGGAAAAAUUGACUGAGGAGCUUCGGGACUCAAUGAAGAGGUCGCGCAAAGAAUCCGAACUAAACACAGUGGACUCUCAGAUUCGAGGUCUUGAAACCCGCCUGAAGUACUCCAAGACUGACAGAGAGAAAACGCUUCAGCAAAUCCAGCAGCUAGAAUUAGAACUGGAUGCAUUGAAGAACAAAUCUGAAAAUUUUGGGCCCACUAUUGCAGAAAUUGAGAAGACCAUGUUUGACAGAGGCAAUGAGAUUCAGCGAAUUAAGGAAAACAUGAACAAUGUUGAAGACAAAGUUUUUGCCAACUUUUGCGAACAAAUUGGUGUUGCCAACAUCCGUCAGUAUGAAGAGAGGGAACUCAGAACUCAACAAGAACGCAUGAAGAAAAGGAUGGAGUUCGAAAAUCAAAGAAAUCGGAUAUUGAAUCAACUGGAAUUUGAGAAGACAAGGGAUACAUCUAACAAUGUGCUGCGAUGGGAGCGGGCUGUACAAGAUGAUGAGGAUGAUCUUGAGACAGCCAAACAGUCAGAACAAAAACAAAUGGCAGACAUUGAACGUGACAUGCGCCGGCUGGAUGUUCUCAAAUCAGAACGUCUGGCUAAAAAGUCUGAAGUUGACAGUAUGGAGGAUCUAAUAGGAAAGGCUCGACGUGAAGUUGGGACAAUUGCCAAAGACAUUCAAGCCUCACAAAAGCAGGUGGCAGCACUGGAGGCAAAGAUUGAACAAAAGCGAGGGGAACGCCAUGCCAUCCUCAAGCAAUGCAAAAUGGAAGAUAUUGCCAUUCCCAUGCAACGUGGAAACAUGGAAGACAUUGCCCAAGAAACAUCAGCAAUGGAAACAUCAGAGACAUCUUCCAUGGAGACAGGUUCAACAAGCACACAACAAAUAUAUGACCGUGAGAGCAGGAUCGUGAUUGAUUAUACACAGUUACCUGAUAAUUUGAAAGAACAGGAUGAACCUGAGGAUGUAAAGAAGAUGGGAGAUCGUUUGAACCGUGCCAUUACUGAGCUGCAGAACACAAUUCAACGCAUUCAGGCUCCUAACAUGAGAGCAAUGCAGAAACUAGACAUGGCUAGAGAGAAGCUUCAAGAAACCAAUGAGGAAUUUGAAACUGCUCGUCGCCAUGCCCGCAAAGCUAAGCAAAAUUUUGAACGGGUAAAGAAAGAAAGGCACGAUCGUUUCAUGAAUUGCUUUGAGCAUGUUGCCAAUGAGAUUGACAACAUUUACAAGAGUCUUGCAAAGAAUCAGUCUGCACAAGCUUUUCUGGGUCCUGAGAACCCAGAGGAACCAUAUUUGGAUGGAAUUAAUUACAACUGUGUAGCACCAGGCAAGCGAUUCCAGCCGAUGUCUAACUUGUCUGGAGGAGAGAAAACUGUUGCAGCACUUGCUCUGCUGUUUGCAAUCCACAGCUACCAACCAUCUCCUUUCUUCGUCCUGGAUGAAAUUGAUGCAGCAUUGGACAACACAAACAUUGGUAAAGUGGCAAGCUACAUCCGUGACAAAACAGCAUCUCUGCAGACCAUAGUCAUAUCGUUGAAAGAGGAGUUCUACAGCCAUGCUGAUGCUCUCAUAGGCAUUUGCCCUGAUGUUGGAGAGUGUUUGAUAAGUAAGGUCUUAACCCUUGAUCUUACCCAGUUCCAAUCACAUCUGGAAGCCACAAAGUGAAAUGCUGGUUUACAUGAAUGUUUAUUUACAUUUUUGAGAAAUAUUUGCUAAAGUGGAAAAGUCUUUAACGUGUUCCUCUUUUGUAAAUCUUAAUUUAGCUGCAAACACCAUUCUAAUGGUGUAUACUUUGUGAUUUUUCCUAGAAUUUUAGGCAGCCUGUGCAUGGGAUCGUGCAUUUAUCCAGCAAGUUCUCUACAGGGGCUGUAAAUUAAUCUGAACUUGUGAAGAAAAUACAGGAUGUUCCAGGGGGAAAGGUCAAUAUUCUAGGAGGUCAUAGUAUCAGCCAUUUUAAGCAAAAGAGUGUAUAUGUACAUGUCCUAUAUGAACGGUUUCCAAGAUGGAGCUAUUUCACUCUACAUUUCCAAAAUUGUUGAUAAGAAAGAGACAUUACAUGCUGUUGCUAAUACCAGUGUUUAUUCUUCAAGUGACAAAGUUGGUAAGUUUACCUAGUAUAAUAAAUACAUUUUUUAAAAUUUCACAGUCAACAUGAAUGCACUCUGCUACUCAUGUGAGAACAUGGUGUGUUGCUCAUCUGAAUGCAUCUUGAUAUUCCUUUAUGCGGGCGAUAACAUCCAUUAUGUGAUUGAACAGUUUGUCUCACGUGUCAACUUCUUUCUGUACACUAUACCCUUCAUCCAAGCCCAUAAACAAAAAUCUAACAGGGUUAGGUCUGGAAAUCUUGGCCAGUUAAUGGUACUGCCUUGACUUAUCCACUGAUUAGGGAAAGUGUAAUUGAGAUGUUGCAUCGCAAAUUGGGUAUAAUGAGAAUGGGUUCCAUCAUACUGAAAGUAUAUAGCAAUCUGUAUAGGCAAAGGAAUAUCCCCUAGUUGUUCUGAUAAUCCAUUUUGCAGAAAGUCUAUGUAAUUAUGUUGUGUCAUGUGAUUGUCUAAAAUACCGGGACCAAUCAACAUGUCAUCAAUCAUACCACACCACACAUCGAUAGAGAAAGGACGUUGAAAAUUUGUUUCCACAGUGUCAUGUGGAUUGUUGUGAGACCAUCGAUGUGAUUUACGUGUGUUGUUGCUUCAAAUACGGGUGAAAGUAGCUUCAUCAGUGAACAUUAUUAGUGGAAGCAAUUGCAAUUAGUAUGUGGCCAAUGACAAAAUUCUAGGUGCAUGGCAUUGUCCCCUGGGUGUAGACUUUGCAAAUGCUGUGGGUGAAAUGUGUAGAAGCAGUCAUCAUGCAGUGUUUGCCAUACCCGUGUUCUUGAAACACCAAGACAUGUAUAGUUAAUGCCUUGUAACUUUAGCCAUGCAGAAAGGUAAACGCUGUUGUGGAGCACGCUUGCUGUGGUGACGUUUAGAGCUACUCCUCAAGCGGAAAACAUUGCCUACAGAGACCAGGAAUAGAUACACAAUGUACUAUACACCUGACCACACUUGAAGACACUACAUUGCAAACCAGUAGUACCCAUGCUGACAUAAGCUGAUAAGACUGCUCCGCCAGAGAUAGUAUGACCCCCCAUACCACGGCUAGAGUUCCGAGGAACUAACAGUAGAAAGUCUUUGCAUGCUAGUAGUAGGGCGAUGCUGUACCAUUUCAAUCAUUUUUUCCAGUUCAUCCACAUGUUGACAUGCUUGUUCAGAUGAAACAGGAGCACUGGGAAGUGUACCAAGUUCAUGAAAUGUAUUGAACACCUUGGAAAACACUGUGAUCCAGAAUUCUGCACAUAGAAAACCAUUGACAGUAUUCUUCAAUAGCAGCAGUGGUACUACCAUUGUAGAAGCCUUAAAUGUACAGCAUAUCAGCAUAUUUGGCAUUUGUCAAAAUGUGCAGCAUUUUUCACAAUACUCCUUCAGUGUCACUAUCAACAGCCACAAUGGCCAACUGAUGUUUCACACCAGUUCACACUCUUCAGGUGCUUCAAACAGUGGCACAGUAUGGUUGGAGGGAAGGUCAAUAUUGGGUGCCAAAUCCAGAUUGCUGUACAGUGAAUUAGCUCUAUCUUGGAAACUAUUCAGAAUAGGACAUGUGUACUAUAUGCUUUUGUUUAGAAUGACCAGUACUGUGACUGACCUUUCCUCUUGAGGGACUCUGUAUGCAUAAGCAGGUUGACUCUGGAAUGUCUGCCUCAGUCUUAUGCGUGCUGGCCAUUGUUGCCAGAUUGCCUCAGAACAGUUCAUACUCUUGGUCCUGGGGAUCACUGGUAUGCAUAUUGUGGGGUCAGUUGACUUUCAUAUUUUUUCCUAACCUGCCCCAUCAAAACUGUGAAGUUACAAAACUUUUCAGUUUCUGAUGUGGUAAUUAUUAGGUUGGUCAGUAAAAUUUGAGUCAAGUUCAUCACCAAUGACAGCACUGACCUCUUCAUUAAUACUAUCCGGGUUAUCAGUGACCAUAUUUACAUCUGCAGCUAUAAGAAAUGGCUGACCACUCAAUUUCUCAUCAGUUUUACGCCACACACCUAAUUUACCAGCAGAAUGAAUAUUAAUUUCAGAUGAAAAAUUUAAUUUUCAUCUGUAAAGUGUGAUUUACUGUCAUUUGCAAGAACAGGAUGUCAUGACCAUUUACUUGAACUAAUGGUGACUAAUCAGUGUCCAGUGUUUCUGUUUCACUCAUUUUGUCUUCAGAUAGAUCAGAAAACUGAUGUGCAUAAAAUUCUGACAGAAUAUCAUCAUCAGCUGUAAGUGUGCUGCAUAAGCCCAUCUUUGAUACUGAAGAAAUCAUAGAGCAAUAGUGGUAACAGAACAAAAUUAAUUAAUUAUUUGGCACUGUUCCAGUAACAAGAUUACAAGAGGUGUAUGGUCGGUGCUAUGGGCACCAAGUUGACUGAAGGGUACAAUGGUUUUGCAUAGUUACAAUAUUUAAGGCAUAGGUUACAAUUGCAGUUUUUUGUUUAAGAGCUGAAUGGAAAUAAUAGUAGCAUUAUUUUGCAUAAAAUUGUAUCUAAGGACAUAGGUUACAAGUGGUCUGUGUUUAUUAUUUGGAGACAUAACCAUCUUUCAUCAGGUUGCUAAUAACUGAUAUGAUCCAUGAACCAGAUCAACAAGCAUGCAGUGAAGAACAACACAGCUAACAGAAACUGGUGUAUGUGAUCCAUAGGAAUGCAUGAAAUUUUAAUCAUAACUUUCUAUAUGACCCAUCUACAUUGUGUUACUGUGAAAUAAUAUAACAUGCAAGAACAGUUGUGCAGAUGUAUACAUGGCUUAGGAACGAUAAAAAGAAGUGUUAUGCUAUAUUUUGCAGCUCACACUUGCAUGCAUAUCUUGUUUCAUGUCACAUACACUGUACCUGUAAUAAACAGAUGAGAGGAAGAGGAAACAAGGCAGUGGGCUAUGUUGUAAUCAAGCAUGACAACUUUAAAAUAAAGAUACUUGGUUCACUUUCACUCCAUACUCUUUAAUAUGCCAUCAUGAUCAUAAAUGUCUUGAACAGCAUUUUGUUUCCAGAGUGUAUCUGGGGUAACGUGACUAAUAAUUGUGGAUUUUAGAUUUGAUGACUGGAUUUAUUUGGUGUCACUAUCAAAAUUACACUUGAUUACAACAGUUCACUCAACUCCUUCUGGAUAACAAAUCCCUCUCUGCGUAGCUCUGCUUAUUCACUGCCGACUCACUCCUUCUGAUUCUGCUUCUGAACUGAUCUUUUAGCCCUGCUAGGCGGCUGGGAUAGGAAUCAGCUCAUUGAAGAUUUCUGUUUUUCAUAUCCAUGGUAACAAUCUGUUUAGAAGUUGUUACCAUGGAUAUGUCUUCAAUAGUUCCGUCAGAACCCAGAGUAACUCUGUAUUUCAUGUUACCACACGAAUGUGCUCUGCGAAACCCCACCCAGCAGGCAGGUUGCAGCUUUCAGGCCACAUGUCACAAUACCUGUACAGACUACCAAUUAUUAAUAAGUUGGGAUGAAAAACUGGAAGAACAGUUGUAAAAGUUGUGGGAAGUCAUGAAUUCAUUUUAUUUCAUACAAUACAUUUCCAUCUACAAUGCAACUUAUUAGUGUCCCCCUUUCUUCUCACAACAUGUUUCAACCAUACAUUGCCAUUAUCAGGUGUCUCUUAAUUUGCUAAAAUUGUUGCAUUGUAUGGUAUGUCCAACUUCUCAUAUUGUAUGUGAAUGCAAUAGCUCUUAAUUUAAAAUAAAUGGACUUUAAUUAAAUUCAAUAGAAACUAGUUAAAAUUUCAAUAUCUUGCUUGGGGGCAUCAUCCGUUCAUCCAAACGACAUUAUUUGAGGUCUCCUUGUUUGGAUUUAUUUCCUCAGCCGCAUGGAAACUACACAAUAACACACUAACACCCACUUUGCUGGUAUGAGCUACACUCAACACUAAGCUCAAAAGGGUUAAUGAAGCGUGUAGAAUAAACUUCCUUAGUAUUACACGGUGCUCAUAAAUUGCUCUUGAUUAGGAAUAAUUUUAUCAUGUAGUAUGUGUGACUAUAGGCGGGGGCCAGAUUGGUGACUCAAUUUAUUGACCACUUAUACACUUGUGAUUACACUUUACAGAUCACUGACUCACACCAGUCUCCUCAGUCUAUUUGUCUCCACUAGCCCCUUCCUGGCAACGGAUUUUUAUAUAGGAACUAUAACAGUCUCACUGAAGUACAUACUCCAGAUAUCACAAAUAGUCUUCUCUUUACAGCCACACUCUUGCGAAUAACUUUUUUUUUCCGCGGACUCUGUACAGAACUUAUCAACUAACUUUGUCCAUUGCUUAUAAUGUCUCAGCAUGAAAAAACAGAAAAUGCCAUUCAUCUAUUGUUGCUUUUCUAUUUGUUGCUACAGGACGUUUUUACUUAGCCAUUGCCCAGAAACGGCUGCAACGGAGACCACAGAAAACACCAUUCUUUUGUUGUUGCAGGUGUUACCUAGCAACAGACACUGUAUACAGUCACCGCUUAGCAACAGGUCUAUAUGCCACAUUGCUCCCUCCCAAGGGCUGUGCUUGUGACAUCUGUGAUUAAUCUCACCUUCCUCCCCGUGGCUUAUUUUUCAUGGUGAUUACUCUGCAAUCACUCCUACUGCUCCCUCAAGGCAGCUCCCUGAUAUGGUGCAAGUGGGUCCAGGUUUAUCACCAUCCUCCUCCUUUACCGAUUGGUGAGGGGUAACAGUUCCAAGAGUGGUCAGUGCUCCUACAACCAUGGCUCUUUUAUCUGCUGUUAGUGGUCUCUUCUUUUGUUUUGGAGAAGGCUGACCCCACCAUAAUGUGCUGACAUUCAUUUUUCAAAUCCUGGCAGAUCUGACUAUUCAUUUUAUAACAUUAAGGACAGUGUACUGAGGGCAUCAUACCAGGUUAGUUUAUGAACUGCAACAGCAGAUAAACCUGACUACCUCAGAACCCCUAAUAAUGUCAGCAGCAGUAACAUGGUAAACACCAUUCUUGACAGCAAGCUGCAAAACAGCUGGAUAACAUUCCUUUGUCUAAUGACAAACUAUGUGAAAUACAGGAAAUGACAUGAUGUAAAAGGACAGCUUCUUAUU
Molecule: messenger RNA, 9388 nt
Organism: Cryptotermes secundus
Lineage: Eukaryota; Metazoa; Arthropoda; Insecta; Blattodea; Kalotermitidae
Gene: SMC1
Product: structural maintenance of chromosomes protein 1A
Exons: 24
Coding region: 170-3985 (1271 amino acids)
Biological process (GO): sister chromatid cohesion
Cellular component (GO): cohesin complex; nucleus; chromosome
Molecular function (GO): ATP hydrolysis activity; DNA binding; ATP binding
Source: RefSeq, a predicted model, not a curated record